AGUAAAAGCAUAGUUGCUCAUAGCAUGACACAAGUGAUCCCUCGCACAACAUACACUGACAUCUUAAACUGCAGUCUACAAUCACAAUUGCAGCAACAUCAAAGUUUUUGCAGUGUCCACAACUACACAACCUAAAAAACCUUAGAUUAUUCAUCACAUGGGAAACAGUCCUCCUUACGUUGUCCAACUGGGAAAUUUCGCUUCCAUCAACAUCUUAGAAGGGCAGGCAAACGGUGAACACUAUGAGAUGCGGAGCGUGUCAUUCCGUGCUGAUGAGAGAAUUGCAGAAGUUUCAAUCAAGGUCCUCAAAGGACCAGACAAGAGACCCAACGGCAAGUUCCUCAUCUCAAUCACAGACAGUGACAAAGCAAAUGUUAUAUCCUUCCGCUUCUGGCCUUACAGGUUUGAAAUGAUGGUGGAAAAAGAAGAAGGAAAUCAUGUCAAGGUGAAUUACGCCAAGACAAAAGUUGUUCAUGAUAAGGACUACAUGAUAUGGCUAACAACACUUGCUAGGGUAGGAAUCACGUUUCCGCGUCUAAAUAUCUACGAGAAGGAUGCUACCAAGAAUAGGAAGAUGACAACCACCCCAGACGGUGGCAUUAUUGAGACGGCCCUCAACCCUUAUAGGGUCGUGGGCCGUGACAGGCAAAAGGGUCUGGUGGUGAUCGAGUGGAAGAAGAAGGUGUGGAAUCAGAACCCAUACGAGGUUGUUGUUUCACACUACUUUGCAAGCUUGCAAGGAAACAAUACCGGAUUCUCCGUGGUGGCGAGGAUUCGAGGGGAAGAUGGACCUGGAGCUUUGAAACUGGAGGGACCGGUUUUUCACCCCGCCACUGCGUUGUUUGAGAUGUUUGAUAAUGUUUUGAGAAGUGGAAGCUGGACGCCAAACGCGUGCCCUCACUGUGCUGCUUGUAACAACAACAAUGCUGCUACCAAACAAAGUGAAGUUACAACAAUGUCACCGAAUAAUGGUGAAAGUAGCAAGAGAAACCAACAAGUGUUUCCUCCAAAUCAAAGUCAAGUUACCAUUUCACCUAAUGGUGAAAGCAGAAAGCAAGACCAACAAGUGUUUCCUCCCAAUCAAAGCCCAGUUAUCACCAUGUCGCAACCCAGAAAUGGUGAAAAAACCAGGCCAAACCAACAAUGGUUUAGUAGCCUUCUUGAAUGAUUAAUAUAAUAACCAUACCUUAAUGAACAACAUGGUCCUUGGACGUAUAAUAAAUAAAGCAUGUUAUAGAUCGAAGUUAUGCAUGCAGUUUUAUUAGCUUAGUGCUGUUGUCCUGUAGAAAAGAGAACUUAGGUUUGCUUCCCUGUUUGCAAUAAUUACAGCAACCAAUGAAAUGGUGAUCUUAAUUGACUUUGUUAAUUAAGUACACUACCAAAUAGGUAGUUUACGGGUACAUCGUUUGUAACAUGUAAGUAUUAAUUGAUAUGUAACUAUAUGUAGUAAGAUUUGUAGCUUGGUUUU
This is a messenger RNA of Lotus japonicus, 1468 nucleotides long. RefSeq lists its product as uncharacterized. The coding region runs from base 158 to 1168 and encodes 336 amino acids. NCBI's taxonomy places the organism in Eukaryota, Viridiplantae, Streptophyta, Magnoliopsida, Fabales, Fabaceae. The record is from RefSeq and is a predicted model, not a curated record. The transcript has 2 exons.